UAUCCUGAGAGCAUAGCUCUUCUUCUUCUUCUCCUUCCUUAGUGUGAGAGUGAGAGAUGUACCUUAGUAGUUGGAGAUAAAACAUGGUGAGGUGUUGUGGUCUAACUUAGAGUGAUGCGUGUGAGCUAUUGUGGUGGUUGGAGAUAUGAGCCGGAAAAGAAUCGAUCCUUAACAAUUUUCAUUAGUGCUUCCUGAAAAUCUCUAAGCAACACAAAUUUCCCCUCCCCUGAAUUGCACUCCAAGGGCUGACGAUUGUUGACGAACGAGAUAGCAUUGAUGUCUAAUUUUGAAGGAGUAGAAAGUGUCGAAGAGGGCCGCUUGUUCCAGCUUGGUUUUUUACUCUGGCAGAAUUUAGUAUUGGUUGGAGGAAUUUUUGGCGGAAGGCUUUCUGCAAGUAGGAGGUAGAUACGUUAAAAGACGUGGGUAACAUACGAAAGUGGUUGAACGGCUAGACCAUCAAUGAUGUACUUUUUGGAGUCAUUGCAUGUGGGCUAUCAAGGUACCUUGCCAUCCGAUCCUCCAAAGAAUUGAAGGAUGGCCUCCAGAUCACUGGUCUUGCGAUGGUAAACUUACGACCACAGCCCGGACUUCAGGAUAUGACAAAGUUGAUGAGUAGCAGUAAAUCGGGUACCCGGUGGGGUAACAAAAUUGGGUUUAUGCUCUUGCCUGUGUAUCACUUUCACAAGGCUUCUAACGAUCCUCUCCAAUUUGUCAAGAGAGCCAAAUCUAUGAUUGACAAGAAAAAGCUAUCCUUAGAAGCCCUUUGCUCCUAUAAAAUUGGCGAUUUCAUCAUGUCCUUCCUCGGUGUUAAGCUAGCGAGCAUGCUCAACUAUCGGAUCAUAUGUAACACAACGUUUCUAAUUUCAAAUGUGAUGGGCCCACAAGAGGAGAUCUCCAUUGCAGGCAACCCUGUCACCUACAUACGAACAGUCACAUCAAGCUUGCCUCAUGCGAUCGCAUUAUAUAUGGUGAGUUAUGACGGAAAGGCAGAUCUGCAAAUUUUGGUUGCCAAAGACAUCAUUCCUGACCCCAAGGUUCUAGCCAGAUGUUUUGAAGAUGCUUUAAUGGCAAUGAAAAAGCAAACUGAGAUGAACAAUCCACACCUCAUCCAUGGGCACAAAUAACAUCCUAGAUGUUUGCACUAAUACUGUAGUAUAGCAUAGUAAAGAUCGUAUCUACAGGGAAAGAAAUAUAUUUCUUUUACGAAAUGAUAACAAGGGGACUUUUAAGAUUAUUUUGAACUUAAGAGUAUUUAAACACUAAGAUGAACGACUUAUGUGUUUUAAAUUAAUAGAGAUGGAAGACGCGCCAUAUAUUGAGUCAAUAGUAGCAAUAAAAC
Molecule: messenger RNA, 1339 nt
Organism: Cuscuta epithymum
Lineage: Eukaryota; Viridiplantae; Streptophyta; Magnoliopsida; Solanales; Convolvulaceae
Source: the annotation of a GenBank genome assembly